Messenger RNA from Pneumocystis jirovecii RU7, 4944 nucleotides. RefSeq lists its product as uncharacterized. Bases 1 to 4944 code for a protein of 1647 amino acids. The record is from RefSeq and is a predicted model, not a curated record. The transcript has 18 exons. NCBI's taxonomy places the organism in Eukaryota, Fungi, Ascomycota, Pneumocystomycetes, Pneumocystales, Pneumocystaceae.
AUGGAUAUUGAUGUAUAUAAGCAGUUGACGUUAAGUGAGACGGGCCAUGAAUCGUCUGUGACAGUGAAUCAGGCAAGUUUUUCUGUAGGCAGUCUGUGUUUUUCAUCAGUGUUAAUUUUGUGCGAAUUAGACAAGAUUUUGUCACGUUAUGCUUCUGAACACACUCUUUUUCGUGAACUUUUGCAGAAUUCAGAUGAUGCUUGCUCACAACAAGCGGAAAUACAUUAUCAGACACUUGGAGAACCGCUAGGACGUGAUGAUAUUACACAGAUUAGCCGUAUACCGUGCAAGCGUUUAAUUUUUAAGAAUGAUGGAGCAUUGUUUGGAGAAGCGGAUUGGCAGCGUAUUUCGCGGAUUGCAGAAGGGAAUCCUGAUGAAGAGAAAAUUGGGGCAUUUGGUGUUGGGUUUUAUUCAGUUUUUUCUAUUUGUGAAGAUCCGUUUAUUGUUUCGGGAAAUCAGACGAUGGCAUUUUAUUGGAAGAAAGAUCAGCUUUAUGUUAAGCGUGCGGUAGUGGAUGUAGCAGUAGGAACGACUUUUUUGCUUCAGCUAAGGGAACCUAUGGAAAUUCCACAAAUGGUUGAUUUAUGUCGAUUUUUGACGACUAGUUUUGCGUUUACACGAAGUCUAAGGAAGAUUGAGCUAUUUUUUGACGACUACAGGUUAUUAUCUUUGUGUAAGUCGAAGGAAUGUUCUUUCUCAGUUCCUAUUCCUAAGGAAUUGGUGCUCGUUUCGCCUCAAAAAAUUAUGCGUGUUGAAUCAGCUACGAUAGAGUCUCUAAAUAUUCGUGCUACGUAUUUGAAUGUUGUUUAUUGGCGUUCAAGACAACUGGAUAAUCCUCUAUUUCGGCAGAAAUGGAUUGGGAGAAUAUUUUCUAUGCACGACGCAUAUGAGGAUUUGGAUCCUAGUCUUGAAGUUACAUCUGAAAUUACUUUGAGUGUAGCAAAUGCUGGGAUUCAAAUACUAAUUGGCCUUUCUUAUAGGAAAGAGCUUGAAAGAGUUACAAAAAAAAGGCCUCCUAAGAAUACUAAGGUUCAGCUUCUUUUUUCAAAUUUCUCUCAGGGAGACACAAAAAAACAUAAUAAGAGUUUUUUCUCAGAUCUUUUGACAUAUAAUAAGCAGGGUAAAGUUUAUAUUGGGUUUUCGACUCAUCAAACGACUGGAUUUAGUGCUCACUUAGGUGCUCCUGGACUUAUUCCUACUGUAGAAAGAGAGAAUAUUGAUUUAGUUGACAAGUUUGUCAAGUAUUGGAAUAAAGAGAUACUAUAUUGUUCCGGAAUAUUGGCAAGGUUUUCAUAUAUUGCUUAUUUUCCUUUUGAUAAUUUAAUUAGAAUUAUUUACCAUUAUGAAAUUCAAAGAAUUGUUAGCCAUUUUAAAGAUGAUAUAAAAGCACCUUUUGUAUAUACGAUGAAUAUGUUUACUAUAGAAGCUUCUAGUCCAUUGCUUAUUAGUAAUAUUAUUGAGGAGGCUUUUUUUUUCUGUUCUAAAGUUCGUUCUAUUCCUUUAAUAGGGGAUGACAUUGUUCCAUCGGAUAAGAUAUAUUUACCUGAUUCAAAUAUUGAUUUUUUACCAGGGAUACCUUUUAUUAGACAUGAUAUAUUGUUGGAGUCUGCUAAAUUUUUUGAUAAGCUAAAACAUAUGGAUAUGAUUAGACAGUUAAAUGCUGAUGAUAUUUGUAAUGAGUUAUCUAGAAGAACACUUACAAUUCAAAAUACAGUUUCCUUUAUAAAAUGGUUAAACAGGAGAUCGAGUAAUAUUGAUUAUAUAAUGCGACUUAAACUUAUAGGGGCUCUAAUUAUUUAUGAUCAGAAUGUUGAAACAAUUAAUUUUUCUUAUUUGAAGUGUUUUUUAAACACUAAAUUGAUACCAUUUGACAUGCCAUUGCCUCCAGUAUGUGCUCCAUAUCUUUUAACAAAGCAUUUUUCUUUUAGUGAGCUCGAAAUUCUUGAAUGGAAAGAAUUAAGUGUAUUUGAAUGGCUACAGUAUAUAUGUACAUCAUCUGUAUCUUUGGUAAAAAAAGAUAUUAGUUGUUCGCCUGAAUUUGCUCGACAAGUUCUUGAGAUUGUGUCAAACAGUUGGGAAAAAAUGAAUUAUACGGAUCGUAAUGCUAUAAUUUUGCUUUUGAAUUCUAAAACAUGUAUGCCAACUAGGAAUCAUGGUAUGCGAGUGCCUUCUGAAACAUAUUUUCAUACAGUGACAUUGUUUUCUGAUCUUCCUGUUAUUGAAAUUAUGAAGAAUAUAAAAGAAAAUUUUUUGUCUGAUUUAGGUGUACGCAAGACUGUUGAGUAUCAAGUUAUUUUUGAUAGGUUAAUAGGGGGUGGAGAGUGGUCGCAUAUAGACCUUAUUUGUUAUUUAGCAAGCUUUAAAGAUAAUAUUCCUAAUUCUGAUUUUGAGAAAAUUAAAAAGACCUUAAUAUGUAAAAUAGAGGGUAAUUCUUUACGAACAUAUCUUGUUUCUGAAUUAUAUGAGCCGAAUGAUAUUUUAAGGGAAUUAACAUUGCCUAUUAUUGAAUGGCCUAAAAAUAAAUGGAAUCCGUCGUCUAAUGAAGCGCUUUUGCUUUUUUCUCUUGGGCUUAAACGAUUUCCAUCUGUUGACGUAUUGAUUAAUCUUGCCGUUUCAGGGCCUUCUGAACUUCGUGAGAAGGCUUUAAAAUUUUUUACUGUUAACUACUAUACUUAUAAUUAUGGAUCGGCUUAUUCUUUUUCAAAAUCUGGGUUAGAAUUUUUACCUGUUGAAAGUGAUGGUAAACAAAAUAAUUUGGCAAGUCCAACAACAUGUUUUGCUAAUAAGUUUUGUCGCGUUUUUGGGUUUAAGAUCUUGAGACAUGAUUUAAUUCCUGAGGCUAAGAAGUUUGGUGUAGAAAAUGAUCCUAAUAUCGAAAGUGUUGUUUCUAUAUUAAUAAAAUCACCUCCUAAUUCAAUCGGACUUGCUCAGGUUCAAUUUGAAUAUUUUGCUUGUAGACUUGGAGAAUUAAAAAAAUAUAUUUUAGAGAAAUUAAAUAAAACAAAAUUUAUUCCUAUUCAGGAUCCUCAAACAAAAAAAAUAAAGCACUUGACUCCUGAUUCAUGUUUUAUUGAAGGAGAUGAUUCUGCUUUUUAUGAACAAAUAUUUGAUUUUGUUGACUUUGGUCAUAAAGCGAAUGUUUUUUUGAAAGCAUGUGGUACUAUGUCUCAGCCAACAUUUCCUCAGUUAGCUGAGCUUCUUCUUAAAGAUCCUAAACAUGUUUUUAAUUUGGUCAAAACACCUCAGAAAUAUCAGGAUAUAUUAAGGAAGCUUGUUAUUAGUAGUUAUUUUCAUAAGAAAACUAAAGAUAUAUUUCGUGAUAUGAUGAGUAAACCAUUUCUUCUUGCAUCUAAGAAACGAAAAAGCAAAUCGGUUGGGGGGAAACUUUUUUCAGGUGAUCAAGAGUCUUUGGAGUAUUGUCUUUCUGAUGCUUCUUCUAUUUUCAUUAUCGAUGAUGUUAUUUCUUAUAAUUUAUUUGGAGAGUUUAUAUUAGCUGCACCACAGGAAGAUAUUUUGGAAGAGUUUUAUGAAUCUUUAGGAUCUAGACGUUUUUCUUCUGUUGUUAAAGAGGAGUAUAAAUUUAAGGGGCCAAAGAAAGAAAAUUUUGAAACAAAUGCACUUAGAAAGCUGUUUAUUGAUCGAUCUAGUUUAUUUUUGCAUGAGACAUCGAGUGCUCUUCUUCAUGAUAGAGAUUGGUUGGCUUCAAAUUUAAAUGUAACUUAUCUCGAAAGUAUAAAAUUGGAGAGAAUUUUGAAGUUUAAAAACAUGGACUAUUCUCAUGAACAUUUAGUAACAUGUGCAUUAAAUCCUGCAUAUCAAUGUUCUCUUUAUGUUACAAAGAAUUGGGAUUCGUAUGAUGUUGCUCAGAUAUUAUGUAAAAUAAUGCUUCAGAAACCAGCUGUUCAUGAUCCUCUUCUUCUUUCUUCGCUUAUAGUUACUGACUUGAACAUAUUACAACAAAGAGGAUAUAAUGUGCAAAGAAUUUUGCAUUCUCAAGACUUAAAGAAAAAGGAAGAAGAAGAGUUUCAUAAAAUAAAUUCAAAACAGCAUGAUAUCCAAGUAGAAAUGGAAAGGUAUAAUAUUGGGUCUGAGUCACAGGAUGAUUCUUGUAUAAAAUAUCCUGGGUCUUAUCCUUUUGAAGAUGAUCUAAAGGAUGUUAAUAGGGAUUAUGAUUUAUCAAAUACUAGUAAAAGUGGAACAUCCACAUCUUUGGUAAAAAAGCCUGAAUUUUCAGAGAAAAAUAUUCAGAAAAAUUUUGAGAUUUCUUCAAAGUUUCAGGAACAGCAUAGUUAUCGGAAUAAUGAAAAUAAACAUAAAGAUGUUUUUUAUGAAAAUAUUUCUUUGCUAAAGAAUUAUUUUUUUAAGAAAUCUAAAUUAAAGAAUACAUUAAAUGUGAAGUUUCCUAUGAAUUACGAACAAAAUGUUGCUUCCAAUCUUUCACGAGCAAUUAAAGCAUGUAGAAGUAAUAAUGAGAUGUCUAUAUUUUCUCCUGUAGAAGUUAUUGAAGUCAAAGAAGCUCAAGAAGGAUAUUGUAAUAUUUCUUAUUCUCACAACUUGAAACACGUGUCUCGGACUGUUGAUAAUAUAAAUGUUUAUGUUUCAAAAGACAUGCAUUCUGGUGAACUAUAUAUAAACAACAAUAUGAAUGAUAUAGAGCUUUUUAGUUCUAAAGUAUUGAAAAAAAUAUCAUGUGUUUUUGGUUUUUGUGUUUCUGUUCUUAAUAUUUUUUAUGAUGAAAAUGGGUUAACAAUUGCUUUUAAUAAAAAUGGUUCUAUAUUUUGUAAUUUAAGAUACUAUAUAUUAUUGCAUUCUAAGAAGCUAGUAUCUGGUGAUUUUAGAGAUGUUCUUGCAUUUUGGUUCGUUACUAUUGCUCAUGAGUUAUCACAUAACAUUGUUUCUGAACAUGGUCAAGUUCAUAGUUUUUAUACGUAUGUUUUUAAAUAA